Molecule: messenger RNA, 791 nt
Organism: Phlebotomus papatasi
Lineage: Eukaryota; Metazoa; Arthropoda; Insecta; Diptera; Psychodidae
Gene: Ripalpha
Product: RIP-like protein
Exons: 4
Coding region: 88-681 (197 amino acids)
Biological process (GO): protein import into nucleus
Cellular component (GO): nucleus
Source: RefSeq, a predicted model, not a curated record
CGCCAAAAGUUAGCUUCUGUUUACAGCUGAAAUUCCUUAAGAAAAACACUAAAUUUUUAAAGUUUUAUCGCAAAAUUUCCAGUAAUAAUGAACGCACUGAUGACGAGCCCCACUCAGAGAAUAGUAAGGCGAACAAAACUCUCAGACUCCCCUGAUGUUUUACGUGAUAUGUUGCGACAGAAAUGCCGAAUCAGGAUGAAACAGGCACGUGCACAUGCCUUCAAUGCCAACAGAAACCUCACAGAGAAUGACGAGGUGUUGAUGACAUCGAUCUUCCGGGAUGAAAUAACGGAGCUGGACAAGGAUAUUGAAGUGCAUGAGACUACAAUCCGGGAAUUGAUGAAUGAAGCUGACCAGUGGCUGUUUGAAGAGACAGUAAGGGCAGAUGAAGCCCUAAUUUCCGAGUACCAAAGCAAUUCCUUGCAAGUAUUUUGUCCAAUUUGCCAAAAGAACCUCCUGAAGCAGGAGGCAAGCGUGAUUUCCUGCACCUGUGGCGUUCGGUUCCUCUUUGAAAGUGGCCUGGAAAGAUUUCAUGAGAUCCUUCAGAUCAAGGUGACCUAUCAUGAAACAUUCUGUGAGAGGAUCCUUCAGUUCUUCACAGAACCCAAACCCGAUCCUGGAUUCUUUUCCCUCUCAGGGAUCUGCAAUGACUGUGAAUAUAUGACGACAAUCGUUCUGUAAUUUUUUUAUGUAUGUAAAUUUCUAUUUUUGUGAAAUGUUCCUGAAAAUGCUGAAAAUCAUGGAAAAAAUACCUCGGGGAUGAAAUUUAUUUAAUAAAUUACUUGUUUUAA